This is a messenger RNA of Sinocyclocheilus grahami, 2670 nucleotides long. Its product is annotated as DNA helicase INO80-like. The record is from RefSeq and is a predicted model, not a curated record. The transcript has 8 exons. Bases 1 to 1107 code for a protein of 368 amino acids. Gene Ontology annotation, cellular component: Ino80 complex. Gene Ontology annotation, biological process: DNA repair; chromatin remodeling. Lineage: Eukaryota; Metazoa; Chordata; Actinopteri; Cypriniformes; Cyprinidae. Gene Ontology annotation, molecular function: ATP hydrolysis activity; histone binding.
AUGCAUCAGAUGGUUAUCUUCUACGACAGUGACUGGAACCCCACAGUUGACCAGCAAGCUAUGGAUCGAGCCCACAGACUAGGACAAACCAAGCAGGUCACUGUCUAUCGGCUUAUUUGCAAAGGGACAAUUGAGGAACGCAUCCUACAGAGAGCCAAAGAAAAGAGUGAGAUUCAGAGGAUGGUAAUAUCAGGAGGAAAUUUUAAACCUGACACCCUGAAACCCAAAGAGGUGGUCAGCUUGCUGCUGGAUGAUGAGGAGCUGGAGAAAAAAUUGCGUUUACGGCAGGAAGAGAAACGGCAGCUGGAGGAGAGCAGUAAGGUGAAAGAGCGGAAGAGGAAGAGGGAGAAGUAUGCAGAAAGGAAGAGAAAGGAGGAUGACCCAGACACUAAGAGGAUGAAAGAAGGAGUGAAUGUAGUCAUCCCUUUUGUCCCAUCUGCAGACAACUCCAAUCUGUCGGCAGAUGGAGAAGACUCGUUCAUCAGUGUGGACAUGGACUCUGCCAUGCCCAGCCCCUUCAGUGAGAUCUCGCUGAGCAGUGAGCUCCAGCCCAGCUCCAUUCCUGCAGACGAAAGCAGCAGCGACAUGCUGGUAAUUGUGGACGAACCCAUGUCUUCUGCUCCACAGACCCGUGCCACCAACUCUCCCGCUUCCAUCUCCGGCUCUGUGUCUGACACGAUGAAUGGUGUCUCCUCCCAAGAUAUAUCCAGUCCAGGCAGGGGAAGGUCCAGUCGGAGUCGAGGACGACCCCAAGGGUCUGGAGGAGCCGGGAAGUCUUCUGUGAGAAAGGGAAGAGGACGGAAGUCCACCGCAGGCAGUGCUGCAGCCAUGGCGGGGGCGAUGGCAGGGGCGGCAGCUGCGUCUGCAGCUGCGUAUGCCGCAUACGGCUACAGUGUGUCCAAAGGUAUUCCAGCAGCUGGCUCCUUACAACCGGCUCUUAUUCGGUCUUCAACCACACCUGCCUUUGUUCCAGCUGGCACCUCCUCCCCCCAGGCUAAAGGAAGCGCUGUGGCCACCAACUCACAGACUUUAGCACACGGCAGUUCACAAAGCCAACACAACGCCACUAAGAGAGCCAAAGGACCCAGCAACCACAGUGGGCGGUAGCAGCUUGUGAAUGUUCGCUUUUUGAUUGUAGCAUGGCCAGUACAUUUUCAGUCCACGGUUGAUGAUUCUCACGCUUACGAUGUCGAGCCUUGCUUACACCGCAAGCCCUACUGUCACUGGGAAACCCGACCUGAUGCACACCCCAAUUUAGCAUCCAUUUUGGGUGCUGGUGAGCAGUAUGGGAGGUUGCACACUUCCCUAAAAGCCUAAACAAAGUCACUUUCCAUUGAGAAUUUGAUCUUCUGAAUAUGAAAUUUAACUAAUUGUUCCUUAUGUACAGAAAAUAGCCAUUGUAAAGGUUGACAAAAGAGUUAGUUAUUCCAGUGCCAGCCCUAUUUUUUGGUUUUCUGAUGACCAAGUAAGCAAAGGGCAACAGGGCCAAAUGAAGGAACCAAGAUUUUUCUUCAUCUUCUGGCGCUGAUCAUGAGAUGCUCGGCAUCAUUAUGAGCAGAGAUGAGUUGAAAUGGGAACAGGGAAGGAAUGUUGGUUGUUGAACACCUUCUUGAACCAAGUCUUUUCCUUGAACACAUAGGAACAGAUAAGACUGCUUUUGUAAGAUUGCGCUUAUUUUUGUAGGACAGACUCGUUGACAUUUGUUCAGUUUAAAAUACCGAAUGGCCUUCUUUCAAUGUUUAUUUGCUGCAAAUUCAAAGAUUUUGGCUUAAAUGCUAAUAUAUAUUUUCUCUUGGGAAGAAUAAAAUAAAUCAAUGUUUUUUGUAGUAAAUGCAAUGGAAAAAUGUCUGAAGUGAGUGCUGCUCGAAAAACGUCAGCUCAGAUUGUGACUUAAAAUACUUGGAUGUGAAAUGUAUCAUAGCUUAAGUUAAAACCUGGUAAUUUAUGAUGAGCUGUGCUAGUUGUAAAUUGUAUCAAAGCGGUUUUAUUUUUAAAUAACAUGAAAAAGUCCAUAAUUUUGUUGCAUCUGUGACGUAUGGCUGUGGUUUUGAGGAAGGCCAUUUAUGGGUUUAUUUUGUCUUUAAAAGUGAUGAUAAAUGUUAUAUGGAUGUAAAUACUUCAAGGGUAUCGUCCCUUUCAAAGUUCUCCAUUUCCCCCCAAUUGCUUGUCUAUUUUUAUAGGUCAGUGUAAAUACCUGGAGAAAACCCCAAAUGGUCCUUUUACUAACUUGGAGAAAAACUAAAUAAACAUUGAUUCAGUGCUUUGAAAGUUUCACUGUGGGAUCAUUUCUUUCUGCUGAAUCUUUCAAAACCCUGUCUGAUUUUAAAAAGCAAGUCUACGCCAGUUAAAUCUUUUGACCGUCGCCAUUUUGUUCUUACAAGUUCAAACGUCUUUCUUACAUAUUCAACAUAGAUACCAACUUUUCACACCCAACACACUUGACAAUCAGGUCACAGGUUCUCUUUUAGGUUUUAAUGUGCAAAAGGAAAACAAUCGUAAUGGCUUAACAGUAUUCCGCUUCAGUGCAAAUUAAAAUGGAAGUGUAUUGAGGUUUAUGCCCACAUAAAAAAUAAAAUUGAACAGCUUCAAAACUGGAUAAACAAUACAUUGUCACACAAACAUGCCUUUGUACUACAGCACCAUGUACUUGGGUCAAGAGCAGAAGACAAC